CCCAGAGCAAGAUGGCGGCCUCCAUACUGCGACGCUCCCUUCUAGCUCCGCGCUGCAGAGCCGGGGAUGUCGCCGCCCUGCACAGUGGACCGAGCCGGAGAAGGGCGCAGGCCCCAGGGCCCAUCGCUUCUGGCCGGAGAAUGGGGAAAAGUCCUGCGGGAGAGCGCAGUGUUGCUCCAUGGGUAGCAGUGGUGGGUCUGGAAAUUCAUGCACAGAUCAGUUCCAACUCAAAGCUUUUCUCUGGCUCCCAAGUCCAAUUUGCAGCACCACCUAAUUCUUUGGUAUCUUUCUUUGAUGCUUCUCUACCAGGGACCUUACCAGCUCUCAACAGGAGAUGUGUAGAAGCAGCAGUGAUGACAGGCCUCGCACUGAACUGCAGCAUAAACAAGAAGUCCUUGUUUGACAGAAAACACUAUUUCUAUGCAGAUCUGCCUGCUGGCUAUCAAAUCACUCAGCAGAGACUUCCUGUUGCUGUGAAUGGUAGUCUUUCAUACAGCCUCUGUGUAGGGGGAAAAAAGAACCAGAUGGUAACCAGGACUGUGAGGAUUAAGCAGAUCCAGUUGGAACAAGACAGCGGAAAGAGUCUUCAUGAUGACACAAGGAGCCAGACUCUCAUUGACUUGAACAGGGCUGGUGUUGGCCUCAUGGAGGUUGUCAUGGAGCCUGAUAUGAGCUCUGGGGAAGAGGCAGCUGCAGCAGUCAGAGAGCUUCAGCUUAUUCUUCAAACACUUGGGAGCAGCCAGGCAAUCAUGGCAGAGGGUCAACUGAGAGUGGAUGCCAAUGUAUCUGUGCAUCACCCUGGAGAAGCUUUAGGAGUAAGGACUGAGGUGAAGAAUAUCAAUAGUGCACGAUUCCUGGCAAGAGCAAUAGACUAUGAAAUACAGAGGCAAAUCAAGGAACUUGAAAAUGGAGGAACUGUUAUUAAUGAAACCAGAGCCUUUGAUUACAAACUUGGGUGUACCGUACCAAUGAGAGAUAAAGAAGGAAAACAGGAUUACCGGUUCAUGCCAGAGCCAAACCUCCCUCCAUUGAUUCUGUAUGAUACUAAAUCGUUGCCCGCUAAUACGAACCAUCAGCAAGUGGUGAAUAUUGAUUGGAUUCGGGAGAGGCUUCCUGAUCUCCCCAGUGUGAGGAGAGUGAAGCUUGUUGAACAGUAUGGGAUUCUGCCUGAACACAGUUUCACCUUAUUGAAUGAAGAUGGAUUAAUGGAGUUCUUUGAAAAUGUAGUGAGACAGACGCAGAUGAAUCCAAAGAAAGUGAUUGGCUGGAUUCUAAAUAAUAUGCUUGGUUAUUUAAAACAACACAACCUUACAGUCCAGGAAAGUCCAGUCAGUUCUCUCUUCCUGGCUGACCUUCUAAACCUUCUAGAGAGAGGAACAAUUUCUUCUUCAGCAGCCAAACGAGUGCUUGAGGAAUUGUGGAAGGCGGAGGGGAAGACCCCACUUCAAAUUGUUGAAGAAAAGAAACUUGAACUGAUCCAGGAUCAGCAAGAGCUUGAACAGAUCUGUCAGGCAGUGGUGGAAGGACAUCAGGAAGAGGUUAUGGAGAUAAAGAAGGGAAACCCAAAAGUUCUGAAUAAACUGAUUGGACUGGUUCAAAGAACAACAAGAGGGCGAGCAGAUCCUGUGCUGGUGAAACAAAUAUUAGAGAAGAGGCUGUCACAGUAACUUUCAGAGCAACUUGCACAGGUCCCUACAGAGGGAACGACUGGACAUUCCCUGGACUUUGUACAGUUCAAUUCCAGCCUGAGCUAGAAAAAGAUACUGUGUUGUCUCAGCAUGGAACAGAAUUAUUAUUCCCUUUUGGUGGUUAUUCAGGUAGUAUCUUGUUAUACAGUCUUCCUUGAAUGCUUCACCCUCUAUCAGGACAAAAGAAAAGAUAUUCAGUGCAAAUGAAUAGGAGAAGCUAGUAUUGAGUGCUGUUCACUUUUCCUGUUGCUGGUUUUGCACACAGGAGAAAGGUAAAUGAUUCAAUACAUUGCUGUUUGUCUGAAUACUCUAGAACUUGUAUCAGAUGUAUGUUGUGAUUCAAUCUUGCCACGUAGCAAUGUUUUUCUGAAGGAAUAGAAAUUUAUGCAUUUUAGAGUGUGAAAUGUAAUGAUGUGAACAGGACACACCACCUACUCGCUCUGCCGAACACCCAGUGGCAGCUUAGCCACUGCUGGCCACUCCCCCAACCUGUCAGGAAGGGGAAGUAGUUCCUCAGUGCUAUCACUCCUUCCUUGCCUCUGCCAGAGGGAGGGAAAGGAGAAGAGACUGCCCAGCUGCCUUUCCUUCAAGUGAUGAUCUAUCCUAAACCUGCUCCCCAGUGGCUAAAUAGGCCCCUAAAACCAACUAAGGCAGCUGAAGCCCAGGCAGUCCUGUGCAUUAUGGAAAAAUCCUGCUACUUUAAGAGCCUGUGCUAUAUGCAUAUCUAUAAUCUUACAUCUAUAAUAAAUACUUGAUAGGGCUAUGGACUGUGGUUUCUGGAGUUCAGAAGCCUCUUCUGAUGCUGCUAAAUAAUCCCUUCUAACAACCGCAGUUAUCCUCAAGCUCAAAGAUACUUCUGAAGGGUAGAAUGUUUUGCCAUUGGAAUGCAUGCACAUACCGUACUAAGCUCUUAGGCCCAGGUUUUUAAAGCUAUUUACAUGCUGCAGUGCUCAGUUUUGCAAUGCCUAACUGAUUUAGGCACUUAGCCUAAAUCCCAUUGACUGUCAAUGGGAUUUUGACUCCGAUGCCUAAAUCCUUUUUGAAAAUGAGAUUUGGGCUCUUACAUACCUUUCAAAAUCUGGGCUUAAUUCAGAGAAUUCUUCUGUGGAAUCUAGCUAUUGUCUUCAAGUUAUGGAAUUCCUAGUUCAGCCCUGCUCACUGGUACUUCAUUCUCUGAUUAUCAGUGCUACUAUCUUUCUUGACAGGGAAACAUUUGAACAAACAAGCUCACAGUUUAAGCAGAAAAGAGGCAAAAUGCAGGAGUUUUCAAAUAUAUUUAUUGAAUAAAACGUGUACCCAUUGUUCACAUAAAAAUAAGUUAGUUAAAAGGUUGUGCAGCUGACAAAAAGCAUUAACGUUAAGUUGCCUGUUUUGUCUGAAAAGGAUAAGAUUUACUCUGAAUUUUGCAAUGACAGACGUUGACCUUUUAAAAAAUUGUGUUUUUAAACUGACAUUCAAACAAAGGCUUAACUAUCAUUUUGUCACCUCCGAGCAAAACCACCAUUUUAUCUUGUACUUAGUGGCACCUGUUUUGUUCCAUGAUGACUUCGUUCAGAGUGCUAAGUUUCAAUCAAUGUUACAAAACACAUCCAGAUAAUAAAUGGUUAUGACACAAACCAUAAUAUACACUGAACUUUGAAUUUGUUAGAUUAAUGCUCUGCCCUUAACUCCUGCCAUUCUGGGAGGAAACAAAAGGCACAAGACUGUGAAUUAUGGACUGAGCAUCUGCAUAAAGUUUGAAUUUUAUGGGUC
Molecule: messenger RNA, 3440 nt
Organism: Gopherus flavomarginatus (Mexican gopher tortoise)
Lineage: Eukaryota; Metazoa; Chordata; Testudines; Testudinidae
Gene: GATB
Product: glutamyl-tRNA amidotransferase subunit B
Exons: 13
Coding region: 12-1667 (551 amino acids)
Biological process (GO): mitochondrial translation; glutaminyl-tRNAGln biosynthesis via transamidation
Molecular function (GO): glutaminyl-tRNA synthase (glutamine-hydrolyzing) activity
Source: RefSeq, a predicted model, not a curated record